Molecule: messenger RNA, 1993 nt
Organism: Heteronotia binoei (common prickly gecko)
Lineage: Eukaryota; Metazoa; Chordata; Lepidosauria; Squamata; Gekkonidae
Gene: ZFAND6
Product: zinc finger AN1-type containing 6
Exons: 7
Coding region: 161-1045 (294 amino acids)
Biological process (GO): protein targeting to peroxisome
Molecular function (GO): polyubiquitin modification-dependent protein binding; zinc ion binding; DNA binding
Source: RefSeq, a predicted model, not a curated record
AGAUGCCUGACAUACAUGCCCACCCAGUUCACUUGUGGUUCUUCAAUGUUUCAGCGACUGUGAUGUUAAGAGCAAAUCUUACCAUCUUCAGUCGUCAAAUUCUUCUCCUCUCCGCUUCUUGCAUAAAUACAUACAAAAUCCUGCCUUGCAUGUAUGAUGAAUGUUUGAUGUGAGUUUGAAAAGUAAAAUGGCUCAAGAAACCAACCAUAGCCAAGUGCCUAUGCUUUGUUCCACUGGAUGCGGAUUUUACGGCAACCCCCGUACAAAUGGCAUGUGUUCGGUAUGCUACAAAGAACAUCUUCAACGACAGAAUGGUAGUAAUGGUAGAAUUAGCCCCUCAGCCACUUCUGUUAAUAGUCUCCCUGAGUCUUUACCUGUUCAGUGCACUGAAGGCAGCAUCCAGGAAGCUCCAUCAACACUAGACUCUACACCUAUAGCGCCUAUGCAACCAAGUCCUGUGUCAAGCCCAUCCUCACUCUUAGCAGAAUCAGUAACAUCAUCUGAAGUGGAAAGUACAGACCUAGUGGACAAAACAGUUCCUGAAAGAGAAGAUGUGCAAGAACCAACAUCAGUGGACCUUGCCGAGACAAUUUCAAUAGACAGUACCGGAGAGGAAUUGUCGAUGGAUAACUCAGAUUUACCCGACACUGCCAGGGGCUCAGAAACAGAGUGUGAUUAUGAUGCAAGCAUAGAAAAUAAUAUAGAUGGCCCUGAUUUCCCAGACGAGAGCUCAAGAGUGAGAAUGAAGAGGCAUGACAUGGAUUUAACACUAAACGCAGUAGCUUCAGCAUCAGAUAGUGCAGAGCCUUCCUCUGAAGAACAAGACAAAUCGCUUGAUAAACCAAAACAGAAAAAAUCUCGCUGCUUCAUGUGCCGGAAGAAGGUUGGUCUUACCGGGUUUGAAUGCAGGUGUGGAAACAUAUUCUGCGGUGUACACCGUUACUCAGACGUCCACAGUUGCUCUUACAAUUACAAAGCUGAUGCAGCUGAGAAAAUCAGAAAAGAGAAUCCUGUAGUUGUUGGUGAAAAGAUUCAGAAGAUUUGAACUGCUACCUUGGCUAGAAUAUUAAAAUUUCUGACCAUCUGCAGAUGAAAUUUACUUGAUCUUCUUUCCCUGCUCUCAUCCCCUUAGUUAUCAGGAACUUAGGGAUGUGUAUCUUGAAUCAUGCAUGUCAUUAAAAUACAUAGAUUUUUUUUUCCUUUUUUAGAACAUGAACCAAACACUUAUUUUAUUGCAGUUUUCUUUUCCUACAGCUAAAGAUUUAAGCAGACGUUACAUCUCUCCUGUUCACUGCGUGUGUCUGUUAUGGGCUAUUGAGCAAACACCACUGCUAUACAAGUAUUAUCAUUUUAAAGACCAUUUUUUGUUUAGUUGAGUGCACAGGGCUUUUACAAUGCAGACACAGAGCUAUACUGGCAAGUGGCAGUGUUUUCCCUCACCCCCACUACAGGGCAUGCAUGCAUUUACCUGGCCAUUAACUUCCUUUGUAUAUAGCUUUUUUUCUUCUCUGCAGCACGAUUUCCAUUUUUUUUUAAACCCCUCAUACGGCACAACUAGCGAUCAAUAACUGAAUGUAUUUUAAUCAUUAUGGCUGCUUUUUUUUUUUGGUUUUCUCCUAUUAACAAAGGUUUAUACAUAUGUUAGCAUAGUAGCUUGUUUGCACCCACUACCUAUUUAUGUAUGAAUCUUUUGUAAUGAGUGUGUGUGCAUGUGCGUGUUCUGAGAUUCUAAAGUUUGUAUGGUCCCCCCCCCCUUUUUCAGAGAUAACUUCUAAAGGGGGGGUCUUUCCCUCCUCUGUGUGUGUGUGUGUGUGUGUGUUUGGGAGAUUGUCUGCACUUCAUUGCUGACUGCAGGUUUCCUUGGGAUUUAUGUUACUGGGUCUUUAUGUACACCAAUAUGAAGAAUGAUCUGAAGUUUUAACUAUAUUGUAUUUAUGUUCAUUCACAUCUUUAACUUUGAUUAAAUAAAAUUUUUAAAAAUUUGGGACUUGGA